AGUUGGUUAAUAUAUAUGCAACAAACAUCAAAUUUAAUGAAUUUGGGGAAGCAUAGGAUGUACAUAUAUCAAUUGCUAAAAAAAUGUAUGCAACAAAAGCUAGUUGACAAGGUUUUGGACGGCACGUAGAAAGAAAUUUAUAUACUUCGAUCUCUACGAAGCACAAACGUUGUCUCUCAUCAUCUUCACCUCCAUAACUAAAAUCUAUAAAUAGAGACACAAAAUGAAAAGCUCUCCAAACAGAAAAGUUUCUCUCUUUUUACAUAAUCGUGAUGGCAGAAUUAAAAGAAGGAGGAAUAGUGAAGAAAGGACACGAAGAAGGACUAAAAAUGGCAAUUUCACUUCUCCAAGAAUUCAACUUACCAGAAGGGCUUCUCCCUCUAGCUGAUGUAAUAGAAGUUGGUUUUGUGAAAUCCACAAACUACGUGUGGAUUGUUCAAAAGAAGAAAGUGGAGCAUCAAUUCAAGUUGAUAAGCAAGCUUGUGAGCUAUGACACUGAGAUUACAGGUUACAUUUCAAAGAAGAAGAUUAAGAAACUCAAAGGUGUGAAAGCUAAAGAGCUUAUGUUAUGGCCACCUGUUAAUGAGAUUACUGUUGAUGAACAGCCAAUUGGGAAGAUUCAUUUCAAGAGUCUUGCUGGUAUUACCAAGACUUUCCCUGUUGAAGCAUUUGCUGCUGGACAGUAAUAUUCAUAUGUAUUUCUAUUGAUUAAUGUUUUAACAGAAGUUACUAAGCAAAUAUAGAUGCUUGGGAUAGAAUAAAAAUAUACUUACUUUAUUUCUCUCUUUUAUUCUGUGUAAUUUGUAUUUGAUUCAUGCUAUAUAUCAAAGGGGUUUGGAAACUAAGUAUCAAAUAAUUGGAUUCAAUAUUUAAAGGUGAUUUGCA
Molecule: messenger RNA, 885 nt
Organism: Cicer arietinum (chickpea)
Lineage: Eukaryota; Viridiplantae; Streptophyta; Magnoliopsida; Fabales; Fabaceae
Source: RefSeq, a predicted model, not a curated record